Dromaius novaehollandiae (emu) is the source of this 1140-nucleotide messenger RNA. Its product is annotated as vertebrate ancient opsin-like. The transcript has 5 exons. The coding region runs from base 1 to 1140 and encodes 379 amino acids. Gene Ontology annotation, cellular component: photoreceptor outer segment; plasma membrane. The record is from RefSeq and is a predicted model, not a curated record. Lineage: Eukaryota; Metazoa; Chordata; Aves; Casuariiformes; Dromaiidae. Gene Ontology annotation, molecular function: G protein-coupled photoreceptor activity. Gene Ontology annotation, biological process: G protein-coupled receptor signaling pathway; phototransduction; visual perception.
AUGGAUGCAUCCCCAGCGCCUGCGAACGAGUCGGGGCCGCCCGGUCCCUCCGCCCCGGCCCCCUGGGACCCCUUCCGCCACCCCCUGGCCUCCGUCCCGCCCUGGCACUUCAGGCUGCUGGCGGCGGUGAUGCUGGUGGUGACGUCCCUGUCGCUGGCCGAGAACCUGGCCGUCAUCCUGGUCACCUCCAAGUUCAAGACGCUGAGACAACCCCUCAACUACGUGAUAGUCAACUUGUCCGUGGCCGACCUCCUGGUCUCCCUGACCGGCGGCACCAUCAGCUUCUUGGCCAACCUAAGAGGCUACUUCUAUAUGGGGCGCUGGGCUUGCGUGCUGGAAGGGUUUGCUGUCACCUUCUUCGGCAUCGUCGCCCUGUGGUCCCUCGCCCUCCUGGCCUUCGAGCGGUACGUCGUCAUCUGCCGCCCGCGGGGCAACGCGCGCCUCGGGGGGAAGCACGCGGCCCUCGGCAUCGCCUUCGUGUGGAGCUUCUCCUUGGCCUGGACCGUGCCGCCGACCGUGGGCUGGAGCAGCUACACCACCAGCAAGAUCGGGACCACUUGCGAGCCCAACUGGUACUCUCGAGCUUAUACUGAUCAUACCUACAUUAUUACAUUCUUCACCACCUGUUUUAUAGUGCCGUUACUGGUGAUUUUGGUAUCCUAUGGAAAAUUGAUGCAGAAGCUAAGAAAGGGGCCGGACGCGCGCGGCGGGCUGGGAGCCGCCCGGAAGCCCGAGAGGCAGGUGACGAGGAUGGUGGUGGUGAUGGUCGUCGCGUUCCUCGUCUGCUGGGCGCCGUACGCCGCCUUCUCCGUCCUGGUCGCCGCGUGCCCCUCCGUCGAGCUGGACCCUCGGCUGGCGGCCGUUCCGGCCUUCUUCUCCAAAACAGCCACGGUUUAUAAUCCGAUUAUUUACGUCUUUAUGAACAAGCAGUUCAGGAAGUGUCUGAUCCAGAUGUUCGGCUGCAGCAGCCCAGCGGCGGCAGAGCCCGGCGCGAUCCCCCCUUCGGAGCGGGCAGCGCUGGCCCGGGACAAGCGGGGCAGCGGGACGUCCGCCGCGGCAGCGGGCACCGCCGCUUCCAGCAGGAAAGCUGGAGACGAAUACAGGAAUACAGCUUCAGAAAGCAAGAUCUGUCCCGUGUAG